AAUGUUUAAUAUGUCAUUUUGUAAUAAAAUUUCACAAAUUUACCAUGAUAAUCUUAAAUUUUUCAAUAUUUAAUUAAUUAUUUAGUAUUUUAGUGAAUAAUUAUCUCAUUCAUUCUUGUCUAAAAGUAAACGAUUACAUAUCAAACGAAGUUAAUAUUAAAACAACACUAUUAAAUAUUUUGAUUUGAAUGUUGUUAAAUUUUUAGAAAUUUUGUGUGUUGUUCUUGAAAUGGCUACAGAAGAUGCAUUUGAUCAGUUUGAUGAAGAAGAACAACAAGUAGAAAGUCAGUCAUUUACAAAAGCUGGUCGAAAGCGACUUUUCUCAAAGGAAUUGCGUUGUAUGAUGUAUGGUUUUGGUGAUGAUGAAAAUCCAUAUACUGAAAGUGUUGACAUACUUGAAGAUCUAGUAAUUGAGUUUAUCACAGAAAUGACUCAUAAUGCUAUGGAAAUUGGACGGUCUGGGCGAGUUCAAGUAGAAGAUAUUGUAUUUUUAGUAAGAAAAGAUGCAAAAAAGUAUGCUAGAGUCAAAGAAUUAUUAAUGAUGAAUGAAGAAUUGAAAAAAGCACGGAAAGCAUUCGAUGAAGGAAAAUUUGCUGGUAAUGAAGUACCAAACAACGGUAAUACUAGUAUCACUAAAUAAUGAACAAGGCUUUUUGUUCAAUUUAUGUUUAUUUAAUUUAAUAUGUACUUUUGUAUUAAGUAACAUUAAACGCUUUACUUUUAUAAAUAACUUUUAAGCAUUAUAACAUUUAUGUCUUUUUUUUAAUUAUAUAUUCUUUGGGUAUAAUAAUGACUUAUUCGAGAUAAUAUACUUAAAUACUACAAAA
Rhopalosiphum padi (bird cherry-oat aphid) is the source of this 827-nucleotide messenger RNA. RefSeq names its product transcription initiation factor TFIID subunit 13 (gene Taf13). Gene Ontology annotation, biological process: transcription by RNA polymerase II. NCBI's taxonomy places the organism in Eukaryota, Metazoa, Arthropoda, Insecta, Hemiptera, Aphididae. Gene Ontology annotation, cellular component: transcription factor TFIID complex. The record is from RefSeq and is a predicted model, not a curated record. The transcript is spliced from 4 exons. The coding region runs from base 230 to 640 and encodes 136 amino acids. Gene Ontology annotation, molecular function: protein heterodimerization activity.